GAUCAGAGACAUACCCACAGGGGAGACUACCUCCCUAGGGAGGGAGCCAGGAAAUUCACAGCUCCAUGUAGCUCCACGGUGUUACUCUAGAAGGAUCACCAUGAAGAAGGUCAAAAAGAAAAAGUCUGACUCCAGGCGCCGCAGGAAUUCCAUUUCACCGCAGACUAGCUCCGACUCCUCACAGCAGCCCAGCUCAGAAACCCCGCCGUCAUGUCCAGAGCCCGCCUCGCCACCACCGCAGCCACAGCCUUGCCAGGAGUCCACCCCACACCCUGAGCCUAAACCACAAACACCACAACCUCUCCCACCUCCAGAAAAACGUACCUCAUCUCCAUGCCUGGUACCCAUGGAACCUAAACCAACCAGCUGCAGGAAAGCAGCGCCUCUGACUUACGUGGCUCCUCGCUCCUGCCCCUGUGUGGCCUGCCCGGGCAGCUCCGCUUGCUGGCGUCGUCUGGGGCUUUGCCAUAGCCGAAUCUUUGAUGUCCUUCUGCCUCGGGACUGGUCAUCCAUGCCAGGGAGAGGAUUCCCAAACCUUCUCACCUUCUACAGAAAACCUUCAAGGAAAUACUGCACUUCCCGUAACUAUCGUGCUUCAAGCUCUCGGAACUGUUGCUGUGGCUCUGGGAGCCCUGGGAGCUGCCUACUUCAUGGCUGAAUCCUUGUGAACUGAACCCCAGGCCCACAGUCCGGCAGCGUUCUCCAGCCUGUACCAAGGACAUGCUGCCUAUGAUUCUUUGGAAUGUGUGUGAUUUCUGUCACUGACCAUUUACAUUACAUCAUCUCUGAAUAUGAGGAUGUCUUCCAUCACCACUCCUGUCUCACCUGAACCUAGAAGCAGAGCCCCAAACAAGGACUGAAUGCACUAAAUACCUAGAGGAAGUACUCUUGGGACAAAGCAGUUAGGAGGCGAGAGCAAGAGGGAAAGGAGGAAGAGAAAGCUUCAGCCUGGCCCUAUGGAGUCCCAGAAUGUUACCUGUACAACAGAUGCUCUCCCUCAAGAGACACAAGGCAUCCCCUU
Grammomys surdaster is the source of this 1021-nucleotide messenger RNA. It is a transcript of the gene Spata3, whose product is annotated as spermatogenesis associated 3. The transcript has 4 exons. The record is from RefSeq and is a predicted model, not a curated record. The coding region runs from base 101 to 658 and encodes 185 amino acids. NCBI's taxonomy places the organism in Eukaryota, Metazoa, Chordata, Mammalia, Rodentia, Muridae.